Messenger RNA from Scomber scombrus (Atlantic mackerel), 2635 nucleotides. RefSeq names its product ribophorin II (gene rpn2). The transcript is spliced from 17 exons. The record is from RefSeq and is a predicted model, not a curated record. The coding region runs from base 71 to 1966 and encodes 631 amino acids. Gene Ontology annotation, biological process: protein N-linked glycosylation. Lineage: Eukaryota; Metazoa; Chordata; Actinopteri; Scombriformes; Scombridae. Gene Ontology annotation, cellular component: membrane; oligosaccharyltransferase complex.
UGAAACCAAAGAAGAAGAAUACACCGGAAGCAAACGUCGGUUUUGGUGACGCUGCAUUAGACUGCAAGACAUGGACCGGUCUGGGCUGCUUGGUUUGUUCGUCCUUAGCCUGGCUCUCUCUGGAGCUCAGGCGCUCACACCGGCUCACUACCUCUCCCUAUCCGAUGUGGCCCGGCUGCAGGGCGUCCUCAGCCAGCACUUCACCGACCUGGAGUCUGCAUACUACUCGGUUGUUGGUCUGGCCAAGCUCGGAGCGACUAUUCCCGAUCACAAGGAAGUAUGCCAGUUUCUCAAAUCCCAGCUUGACCCCACUAGUGUUGACUCACUCUUCUUUGCUGCUGAGACCAGUCAAGCCAUAUCAGGAUGUGAGAUCCCUGUGUCCAACGAAACUCGCGACAUCCUUCUGGCAGCAGUUAGCGAGGACUCCACCAUGAGUCAGAUUCAGCGGGCUGUGAGUGCUCUGGGCUCUCUGGGGCUCCCUCUGGCAUCUCAGGAGGUGGUUGGUGCCCUGACAGGUCGGAUCAACAAGGAGGACAAUGUUAUGGCUAUCACUUCAGCUCUGCAAACUGCAGCACGCCUCUCCAAGCAGGCAGAACUUGGAGGAAUUAUUGAGGAAAUUGAGGAUCUGACAGCUCGUUUGGAUGACCUCGGUGGCAUCUACCUCCAGUUUGAAGAGGGGCUCGAGGCCACCGCCAUGUUUGUGACUGCUGCUUAUUCCCUGUCAGAUCAUGUGGAUAUGGAGCCCCCCCUCAAGGAGGACCAAGUCAUCCAGCUGGUGAACUCAAUCUUCAGCAAGAAAUCCUGGGACUCUCUGGCUGAAGCCUUCAGCGUGGCGAGUGCCGCUGCCGCCCUCUCCAGCAACCGUUUCCACGUGCCGGUUAUCGUCAGUGCUCAGGGCCCGGCCACAGUGUCCCACAGCCAGCCAACCCUGCAGCUCCUUGUUACUGAUGUCAUGUCUCAACCUCUGGCUACAGCCAAUGUGCUGGUGGAGUCUGCGUACGCUGUGGCCUCCAAGAGCAUCAUACUCAGCCAAGCACCUUUCACACUUAAUGAUGGCGUCUUUGAGCUCAACUUUAUGUCCAGCCAGCCAGCCAGUGGAUAUUACCAGUUCACUGUUGCAGUAACUGGGGACACCCGACUGGUUGCCAAUCAUGUGGAGCUUAAAGUGAAGGUGUCCACUGAGGUAGCCGUUACUAACAUGGACCUGUCUGUGGUGGAUAAGGACCAGAGCAUCGGCACAAAGACCACCAGGGUGGACUAUCCCUCCAAAGCCAAGACUCCCUUCACAGCAGACAGCCACCAGAACUUUGCCAUGUCCUUCCAGCUGGUCGACGUCAACACCGGAGUUGAGCUGACCCCUCACCAGACUUUUGUCCGGCUGCACAAUCAGAAAACCGGUCAGGAGGUUGUGUUCGUGGCCGAACCCGACAGCAAGAACCUCUACAAGUUUGAGCUGGACACAGCACACAGGAAAUCCGAGUUCGACUCCAUGUCAGGCACCUACUCUCUGCACCUCAUCGUCGGGGACGCUACCUUGGAGAAUCCCAUCUUGUGGAACGUGGCUGAUGUUCUGCUGAAGUUUGUCGAUGAGGAAGCCCCAGCUGCCAUUCAGCCCAAGACUCUUUACAUCCCCAAACCAGACAUCCAGCACUUAUUCAGGGAACCAGAGAAGAAACCUCCCACAGUGGUUUCCAACACCUUCACUGCACUCAUCCUGUCUCCCUUCUUGCUUCUGCUCAUCCUGUGGAUUAAGCUGGGAGCCAACAUCUCCAACUUCAGCUUCUCUCCCAGCACCGUUCUGUUCCAUAUUGGACAUGCAGCCUUGUUGGGCCUGAUGUACGUCUACUGGACCCACCUGAACAUGUUCCAGACCCUGAAGUACCUGGCGAUUAUCGGCGGCGUCACUUUCCUCGCCGGGAACCGCAUGCUGGCCCAGAAAGCAGUGAAGAGAAUUGAGAAAAAAUAAGGGCAAGAAAAAAUUUGAAGAAGACACUGACGAAGCUCAUUUUUUGUUUCCAAGGAGUCAUUCGACGUUUCAUCAAAUUGGACUUUUAAAAACAAUGGCAUGGCAGUUCAAGAAUCUAAUCAACAGUUGUUUUUGUUUUUUUACAUGCAUUUUGUCUGUAUUGCCAAAAAAAAGAGGAAGAAUUAAGGAUAUCAUGGCGUGUUCCAAACGACAGAUGGUUCUACUGAAGGCUGUAAAGCUACUGAUCAUUGCACUUCAUCUUCCUGUGAGAUUUGUUUUCUUAUUGUCCAACAUGCCAGUGUGUUUCUAAGAGAACUACGGUUUUUAUUUGUGCUUUUCUCGAUGGAAUAUGGGUUGAUUUGUGUGUUGGGUUUUUUUUGUACAUUCCUCUUUGUCGUCGCUCAAUGCCCUUCACCUCCAAACACAAAUUGUCGCUCUGAAGAUUAAAAAAUAAGACAUUGGCGGUAGCACUGAAACAUUCAUCUCCACUCACUACGCCAGUGUGUUUUCCUGUGAAUCUGAUGUGAAGGAUGAACAAGGGUGUCCCAUUUGAUACAGAGUUUGCGCCCCCCCCCCACCUCCAAAAGUUUAUUAAUAAUAAAAUAUGGGCAAUUUGAGGAUAUGCUGUUUUUUGUAAUGAAGAAGAGGAAAUAAAGAAAUUGAGGUGAA